Molecule: messenger RNA, 1561 nt
Organism: Mustela erminea (ermine)
Lineage: Eukaryota; Metazoa; Chordata; Mammalia; Carnivora; Mustelidae
Gene: INCA1
Product: inhibitor of CDK, cyclin A1 interacting protein 1
Exons: 7
Coding region: 43-1290 (415 amino acids)
Biological process (GO): negative regulation of cell population proliferation; negative regulation of cyclin-dependent protein serine/threonine kinase activity
Cellular component (GO): cytoplasm
Molecular function (GO): cyclin binding; cyclin-dependent protein serine/threonine kinase inhibitor activity
Source: RefSeq, a predicted model, not a curated record
CUGGGGCCAGAGAGCGCCCCGGGAACGGCUGUUAAGGGGGCAAUGCCCUCGCACUGUGGGGCCCCUCGGGUGCGGGCGCAGAAAGGCGCACUGGACGCUGGCUGGCGGGAGGGUUACGGCGCGCGAGGAACCGGGCCGGGGUGGGGGGGGGGUGGGGGGGCAGGGGGGGCAGGGGGCGGGCCCUGGAGGGGACCCAGGCCCCGGACCCGCGCACGUCGCCGCCGUCGGAGGCGCGCCCAGGGGCGGAGCCGCCCGCCGUGCCCCGCCCAGGGGAGCCCCCACCCAGGCCCCGCCCCUGCGUGCGCUGCGCGCCGGCUCCGCCCCCGGGCUCUCGGCCGCGCGUCUCUCCUCAGCGCCCGCCGGCGUUCUAGAACUCGACGCGCCGCCGCCUCAGGUGCCGGGACCGAGAGCGGGCGGCGGCGCCGGCCGGUCCGCUGCCCGGUCCCCUGCCCGACCCUCCUCCAGCCCUCGACGGCUUCACGGCCUCCUCCAGCCCGCCGGGCGGUGCGCUACGACUCGUUUCCCGCGAUGCUGCCCGCACCGGCAAGGAGACUCGGCCCGGCCACGCGUCCGGCCGUGCGGGACGAUGGACACAAGCUCAUCCCCUUUGCCAAGUGUUCCAGGGUUGUCUGCCGAUCGGCACCCCCCGGCUUGCCUUCCCAGAGCCCCGGACUGAUGCCCCAGCAAUACGGAGACCUCUUCUGGGAGAACCUUAGCCAAAAGCCCAGCCCCACCUGGAUGGAAGAACAGUACACCCCACCCCUGCAGAGAGCCACUGGAUGCUCCCAGCCUAGCACUGGAUGCUCCCAGCCUAGCCUGUACCCCCCUGAGGGGCUCCCACCACCGGAGCUGCUUUGCAGAAGAAAGAGAAGGAGGCCCCCUUUGGCAGGAAUGCAGCAGGGACCUGGGGGCAUCCCAGCCCGGGUGAGGGCAGUCGCUUAUCAUCUGGAGGAUCUAAGGAGGCGACAGAGACUCAUCAAUGAACGGAAAAAUGCCCAGUGGGGCAGCUCUGGGGCUACAUCUGAGCCCCUGGCCCAUGACCUCGGUGGAGUCCCCAGUGCCAUCCAAUACCGGCGUCUGGAAGAGGAGAGGGCUGCCUAUCCACAGGAAGACGGCCACCUUCUCACCAGUGGCGGGACCCAGCUGCUCUGGUCUCCCUGGAGCCCCCUGGACCAGGGCGGGUCUUGCCUCCCCAGGCGGCUGGGCUCCCUGGCCUCCUACAGCGCUGUCGGGGCUAGCAGGACGCUCCACUGCAAGCCCUGGGGGAUAGAGGUGCGGUCUGAGGAGUGAGGAUGGACGCCGUGCCCCCGCUGCCCCCCGCUGCCGCCGCCCCGCGGGCCCCAGGCUGGCUGGCGGCCCUGGAGCUCCCGACUUGUGACAGCGAGGCUUUUCCCCUUCCUUAACGUCUCCCAGCUGCCCCCACCCCUAGCCCCCUCGUCCUCCCUGGUCAACCCGCUCCUCGCGGGGCUUCCCGGGCCGGCUGCCCGCCCCUAGCCCCCAGGCUGGAUCCCGGGCCCUGUGCCCACUCCUCUGUUCUGGCAUUAAAAAGCAAGCGAGUCGA